UCAACGUUCUUCUUUGAUUUGAAGUUUGGUUUAGAUUUAGAAUUUGUGUAGAAACAUAUUCCUUAAAACUAUUCCACUUUGAACUGAACUGGGUAUUCAUUCUUUGCAAGAGUUUUGUUCAUCAUGUCAGAUCAAUCAUUUCAUUCACAUUCUCAUAAUCUUUCAAUCAAUUCUAUCGGAUCAAUUGUGGAACCAACUACUCCUCCUUCCACUGUAAAAACACCCAAUGGUGGUGGUGGUGUUGGUGGUUCUUUUCAACAUAAAAGAUCAUUUCUGAAUUUGUGGGAUAAUCAAUCAUCUGUCACCAAUACCACGUACAAACAUAUUAAUGAUCUUCAAUUACCAAACUUUAACUUGGAUCAAUCUUUACCAUUAAAUGUCAAUCAUCUGAUUAUCAAUAGGGCAAUCCCUCACACUCAUUUUAACUCUACUACUACUACAAGUAUCCCUACUCCUCCUCCACCCGCAUCAUCUACAAAUAUUGUUGCCACUCCAACUAAAACCACAAGUAUUGAUCAGGAAAAUCCCAAAGUACUUACAUUGAAUCCUAUCACUCAUCCAUGCUCCAUUGAUAAAGAUUAUCUUUGUUCAAUCAAUAAAAUUCCCCUCGCCAAUUUAAAAUCGGAGAUUUUAAAAUUAUCAAAAGAUCAAUAUGGUUGUAGAUUUUUACAAAAGAAAAUUGAUGAGAAUCUUGUCUUGAAUUAUAAUCAAAGAUUGGAAAAUUUUGAAAUUAUCUUUAAUGAAAUCUAUCAAUAUUUCUAUGAAUUAAUCAUUGAUCCAUUUGGGAAUUAUUUAAUUCAAAAAUUGAUUGGUUAUUGUAAUGAAGCCAAAUUAAAUUUGAUUUUAGAAAUUUUACAAUUUAAUUUGUUUCAAAUUUCCAUUAAUCAACAUGGUACUAGAGCAUUACAGAAAAUCAUUGAUUCCUUGGUCAAUCAAUAUCAAUUGGAUUUAUUAGUACAAGGUCUUCAACCUUAUAUAAUUGAAUUGAUUAAAGAUUUGAAUGGGAAUCAUGUGAUUCAGAAGAUUUUGAAUAAAUUUAAACCAAUUCAAUGUCAAUUUAUUUAUAAUUCAAUUCUUGAUGAUUUGGUCACAGUUGCCACUCAUAAACAUGGAUGUUGUGUUUUACAAAAAUGUCUUAAUCAUGUCAUUCCAUUACAAUUGGUUGAAUUUCUGAAGAAAAUUUUACAAUUUGGUACUUUUUUCAAAUUAAUUAAUGAUCAAUUUGGUAAUUAUGUCUUGCAAUAUCUUAUUUCAAUUAAUUCAAUUAACAUUAAUUAUAAGAUUUAUGAUAAUUUCUUAAAAUUUGGUAUCAAUAAUUUAUGUAAUUUGAAAUUUUCAUCAAAUGUUAUUGAAAAAUUUUUAAAAAAUUGUUUUACAAAUGAAAAUAAGAAUAAAAAGAAGAUUAAGAAUGAAGAUGAAGAACUUGUCAAGUUUUUAGAUGAAUUAAAAUUGGAUAAUAAUCAAAAAUCUAAUCAUUAUAAUGAACUGGGUGCCCGUGCACGUGACAACUUAUCUAAUGAUAAUCAUAAUUCAAUCACCAAUAGUUCAACUGUUUUAACAUUUACAGAUUUAAAGUAUGAUUUAAUUUAUCAAAUUCUUUUAUCUGAUUUAAACAAGUUAAUCAAUGAUCCUUAUGGAAAUUAUGUGAUUCAAACUUUAUUGGAUGUUUUGAAUAAUAAUCAAAAAUCAAAUAAAAUUUAUCUUUUAUUACCAGAAGGUUUAAAUGAUUCAGAAUCAAUUCAAGUUCAAAUUAUUAAGAAAUGGUUCCUUAAUUGUAAAAUUUUAUCAAGUUUUGGGAAAAGAAUUCAACUGAAAAUCAAUAGUAUUUUAAAUGGUAGUUUACCACAGCAACAACUGCUGCAACAACAACACCAACAUUCAAAUUACUAUAAGAAAAGCCUACCACUUAAUAUGAAUUCUAAUGGGGAAUUUAUCCAAGAAAAUUUUUACGCACGUUCAGCUUCAAUUUCAAGCUCUGGUCCUAGUUCUAAUGCUCACCUCAGAGCACAAUCUCUUUCAUUUCUACCAUCUCAAUCAAAUUAUGUUUUAGGUGGUCAAUCUCAACAAAUCCAACCGCAACAAUACCCAUAUACGCAUUACUCUCAGCAUAGUUCAAGUGGUGGUAAUAUGCCAGUGAAUCCGGGGCAAUCUGCUCAAUUUACUCUGCCAUACCUGCAGAACUUUUCGACGGCCCAAUCUACCAUUCAGCCUCAUCCGCAACAUACACACACACGCUUGAACUCCCAUUCUAACGAUUUCAUGAUCCAGAACAAUAUUCCUCUGCAAUAUUCUUCGACUUACGCCAUCCCACCACAUUCCCAAUCAUACUAUCAAGGUUAGGGACAACAAUAACAACAAAAAAUAUGUAUUCUUAUGUUUCAUUAUAUAGCUAAAUAUAACACUUGGCCAUUUGCCGGCAAAUAAUA
Messenger RNA from [Candida] anglica, 2426 nucleotides. Lineage: Eukaryota; Fungi; Ascomycota; Pichiomycetes; Serinales; Debaryomycetaceae. The record is from the annotation of a GenBank genome assembly.